This is a messenger RNA of Phascolarctos cinereus (koala), 939 nucleotides long. RefSeq names its product taste receptor type 2 member 7-like. Gene Ontology annotation, biological process: G protein-coupled receptor signaling pathway; detection of chemical stimulus involved in sensory perception of bitter taste; sensory perception of taste. Gene Ontology annotation, molecular function: G protein-coupled receptor activity; bitter taste receptor activity. The record is from RefSeq and is a predicted model, not a curated record. NCBI's taxonomy places the organism in Eukaryota, Metazoa, Chordata, Mammalia, Diprotodontia, Phascolarctidae. Gene Ontology annotation, cellular component: membrane.
AUGCCAAGUGUAUUGGAGAACAUCUGUGUGGCUGUGACAUCUGGAGAGUGCUUAGUAGGGUUUUGUGUUAAUGGCUUCAUUGGACUAGUAAACUGUAUUGAGUGUGUGAAGACCAGAAGAAUGACCUCAAUUGAUUUCAUCCUUACUGGCUUGGCCAUCUCCAGGAUUGGUAUAUUGUUGGCACUAAUAUUAAUGAACUUUUUUGAUUUUUUCUAUUUUAAAACAAAUGUCAUUAGUAAUUGGAAGACUUCAGGAAUCAUCUGGAACUUCAGCAACCAUUCAGGUGCCUGGUUUGGAAGUUGCCUCAGUAUCUUCUAUUUUCUGAAGAUCGCCACCUUCUCCCAUCCUGCUUUCCUCUGGCUGAAAUGGAGAGUUAACAAGGUGGUCCUCAGGAUGCUGCUGGGAUGCUGGCUCACAUCCUCGUUCAUUAUUCUUCCGACGACAGAGAGAAUUACUAAGAUUCAGGUAGUUCCCAUUGAUCAAGAAAAUAAAACAACUAUUACUCAUAUUAAUCAAGGAUCGGAAAUCCUGAAGUGUUCCAUCCCGAUUCUCUUCAGUACUGGAGGUUUGGUCCCCUGUGCUCUCUCCGUCAUCUCCUGUUUCCUCUUAGUAUUAUCCUUGUGGAAGCACACCCAGCAGAUGCAUCUCAAGGUCACAGGCUACAGGGAUCCCGGUACGAAGGCCCAUGUAAGAGCUAUGAAGACCAUAAUCUCCUUCCUCUUCCUCUUUGUGCUAUACCAUUCAGGCCUCAUUAUGGGAAACUUAAAUAUGUCUGUAUUUCGCAGUAAACUUGUGGCAAUGUUUUCACUAACCGUCAUGAGUGUCUAUCCCAUGACCCACUCUAUCAUUCUGAUCCUGGGUCACAGCAAGCUGAGGCAUGCCUCUCUGGGGGUACUGGGGAAGCUCAAAGACCAUCUCAAAGUCCCUGGGAAAGUCUAA